This is a messenger RNA of Aedes albopictus (Asian tiger mosquito), 7451 nucleotides long. RefSeq lists its product as uncharacterized. NCBI's taxonomy places the organism in Eukaryota, Metazoa, Arthropoda, Insecta, Diptera, Culicidae. Gene Ontology annotation, molecular function: nucleic acid binding. The transcript has 4 exons. The record is from RefSeq and is a predicted model, not a curated record. Bases 629 to 7093 code for a protein of 2154 amino acids. Gene Ontology annotation, biological process: DNA integration.
UUGUUGCGAAACCACUGGGCAUAUUCGCUCGGCAGCUGAGUGAGUUCAGUACCACCACAGAUGACAGCCGUAUCAGCAUAGACGUCAGGCCAGCAGACAGCGUGGUGAAGUGUCAUAUGCAGCAUAAACCGAGAAAAAUCGACAAGAACUAUAGACCUGCUUUGCAUGUGAAGUUAACACUAAGUGAAUUUCGUUAAUUUAUGGAUGUAACUACUGAAUGAAUUUAUUAUAAUAACUAUUCGUAAACAGCCGUGAGAGUCAGAAACCAAACUGAAUUGUAAAACCUAGCUAAAACUAUUAGUACGGUUAUAAGUAGUACGGCAGUUAGUUUACUCUUAAUCAGUAGUCCACGCAAAUACCAGUUACAUGCAAGUAAGUGUAGUCUGACAAAAAAGAGAGCUAAAUUGAAAUGAAUUUAAUAAAUCUAGGACAGUACGUGCAAACACAUAAGAAAUCAGUUCGGACAAGACUCAACAAAGAAGAAAACGAAAAUGUAAGGUAAUAAUACAUAUCAUUGGACGCAACUGAUUAAAUUUAAUAUAUUUCAGCUUUGAAGCUGCGUGUUAGCUGCUAUCAAAAUCGUUUCCCUUCCCUGUCCGAACAAUCUUCAAAGAUUUUCUGCCGGAUCAUGGAUAGCAGAAAUGGAAAACACUGUGCCAAAUGCGACCGGCCGGACACAGUGGAUAACCUCGUCGGAUGUGACACUUGCGAGACAUGGAUGCACUUUGGCUGUGCGGGAGUAACGGAUUCAAUCGCAGAUCCGAAUCGAACCUGGAAGUGCGAUCGAUGUCGCCCGCAGGUGGAAGGCUCCGUUUGCCAUUCGUCAGUUGGUCGUUCGUCAGCAAGUCGUCGUUCAUCCCGUAUAGAACUCAGUCUGAGAAUGCUGGAGGAGCAAAAGGUAAUCAGGAUGAGGAUUCUGGAAGAGGAGGCAGCUCAGGUGGCUGCGAGAAAGAAAAUCGCCGAAGAGGAGGAGAAUUUUCUAAAGCAGAAGUAUGCUUUACUUCUCGCGGAAGCAGAUGGUGCGGAGGAUGGAGUCAGUAGGAGAUCGGGACUGAGCAGUCGAGCUAGUCGUGAGAAGGUACAGUCGUGGCUUAGUGGACAGGAAGUCGGCGCAUCACAACAAGUGACAGUAGCGCAAUCCAGCAACAUUUCGCCAUCGGCCGUAGUUCCGGAAGCAGCUCAGCAGUCGACGAUUCCGGCAUCUAUCUCCGUAACAGCACCAGCCACGACCACACCAGGGCUCGCGACAGCAAAUACUGGAAAUAUUCCGGUGAUAAUUGCCCCUACUCCAACGUCGACUUCCACGCCGAAUUCUACGGAUGAUUUCGGAAGAACCGGACCCACGGAUGGAAGUGUUAUUCCUGAACUGCUGGAUACCGGUAAAUUUGUUUCACGUAAGCAAAUAGCAAUUCUGGAGCCACCGGUAAGUACAUCGUUGACCCAAUACGAUUCCCCGGUGGGAAUAAGCUCCUUCAUUUCAACGCGACCAACGUCUGCUCCACUGAAAAAUAAAAGUGCUCCCCCGUCGAUCAGUUACCCCCACCAGUCGUUUAACGUGCUACCUUUCGAGUCAGUCUCUACAUCGUAUAAUGUUCCAAUCACCAGUAGAGGUACGUUAGGGUGUGGCAAUAAUACAGUUGCGACUUCAGUUGGGGUUGGGACAAUUGUGGUGGGAAAUUCUACGGCAAGCAACCCGUUUGAUUCUGGUAACGGUUAUGUACCAGUGCUACCGUUGGGUCAGAAUCAACCCGGGCCAUCAGCAUCCUCUUUCGCUGGAGUACACCCGCAUCCUUUGCAAUAUCCUGUUUCGUCGAUUCCCAUAGUGAGUGCUGUGCUGACUUCCGCUUGCAGUUCAACGUGGAUGAACAGUAACCCUAUCAGCAUCGGCGCUGGUGGCGAUGGUGUGUAUGGGCCUACAUCGGCAGUUCCAACGCAAGCUGCAUCGAUGUUCGUCAACAGCAGGCGAGUUCCGGCAGGUUUCAAUCACCCUGUGCCACCCCCAGUCAGCGUUGCACCAACUCAGGUCGAGAUGCCAAAUUCUGCAGAUUACAGUACCCCUUCGGUAGGCCAACCUCAACAACGAGCAGCAACAGUACGACGGGGACCAUCCAACGAACAACUGGCAGCGAGACAAGUGAUGCCCCGAGAACUCCCAAAUUUCUCUGGUGACCCACAGGAUUGGCCAUUAUUCUAUAGCUCAUUCUGCAACUCUACGGAGGCCUGCGGGUUUAGCGAUUCGGAGAACUUAGCGCGUUUACAACGUUGCUUGAAAGGUAACGCGCUAGAAGCAGUAAAGAGUCGGUUGUUGAUGCCACAGUCGGUGCCAUUCGUGAUUGACAUAUUGCGAAGGUUAUAUGGGCGGCCAGAAGUAUUGAUCCACUCUCUUCUUCAGAAGUUACGCGCAGUUCCUUCUCCAAAGUCCGAUAAUUUGCAAUCACAGAUCACAUUUGGUCUAGCGGUUCAGAAUGUUGUGGAUCACAUGACAAUCGCAAAUUUAGCUGAUCAUUUGUGGAAUCCCUCUUUACUCCACGAGUUAGUUGAGAAAUUGCCCCCUCAGCUUAAAAUGCAGUGGUCGUACCACAAAAGUAGAUGCGCUUAUGUCAACCUGGCGGCAUUUAGCGCAUUCAUGUCCGAGAUAGUAGUGAUGGCCUCGGAUGUUACGCUUCCCAUCGAUAGCCUCGCAACUAGUUCCAAACCGAGUAAAAUUGGAAAGGAGAAACCGAAGCUGUACGUUCAUACAGAGGACCAACAGGAAAGAAAGUCGUCGUCAGUCAACGUAGGCAAACAGCUGAAGGAAUCAGCGAAUAGGACAUGUCUGUAUUGCGACAAACCAAGUCACGAGAUAGCAGAUUGUAUGCAGUUUAAGGCACUUGACAUUGACGGUAGAUGGAAAGCUGUGAAACUGAAGAACUUGUGCCGCAGUUGUCUUGUGCCUCAUCGUCGAUGGCCCUGUCGUGCUAGGAAAGAAUGCGGCGUAGAUGGGUGCAAAACAUUUCACCAUAAACUUCUGCACUCCUUUGCAAGUCGUCCGCUGGGAAACACCGAAGUGGCUGAAGCUUCACAAUCCACCGUGGAUCCAAAAACUGUAGUGCACAACAAUCUACACAAUUCGAUGACAUACUCGCUGUUCCGGUAUAUACCGGUAACCAUCCACGGUAACGGUCAGCAGGUCAAAACCUACGCUUUCUUGGAUGACGGGUCUUCCUCUACGCUUCUUGAAUCCGGCAUCGCGAAGGCGCUGGGUAUUCACGGUCCUACGGACGGCUUCUGUUUAAGUUGGACUGGAAAUAUAUCGAGAGAGGAGAAGGAAUCGCAACGAAUCAGUAUUGUCAUCAGCGGUGAAGGCAAGAAGUUUAAACUCCACAACGUCCGAACAGUACAGGCUCUUCGGCUGCCGAGACAGACUAUGUGCUACGAUGAGUUGCAGCGUUCCUACCAUCACCUAAAAGGUUUGCCAGUUCGUAGUUAUGCGGAUGCUGCCCCUGGUAUCAUCAUCGGAAUCGAACAUGUCCGACUGCUAACUUCGCUGCGUCUACGAGAGGGAAAAGACAACGAGCCAGUUGCUACAAAAACACGCCUCGGUUGGUGUAUCUUCGGGAAGAGCUCGGAUAGUAGUGCAGUCAUAGAACAGCUGAAUCUCCAUUUGGACGGCGAACUUGGAAAUAGAGAACUACAUCAGUGGAUGAAACAAUUUUUCGCAGUUGAGGAAUCAAGUGUUACAGUAAAACCAGAACCCAAAGAAGACACACGAGCGCGGGAAAUCAUGGAAGCAACAACUCGACGGGUGAACGGUGCUUUCGAAACGGGACUAUUAUGGAGGUUCGAUCACAUCAGUUUCCCGGACAGUUACCCAAUGGCAGUGAGACGGCUGAACGCUUUGGAAAAACGGUUGAGUAAGGAUCCAAUACUUGAAGAGAAGGUGAAAGAGCAGAUUGCAGACUAUGAGACCAAGGGAUAUGCUCAUCGAAUUACACCUGAGGAGCUGCAGUCUACGGAACCAUCUAGAGUCUGGUAUCUACCACUGGGCGUUGUACAGAAUCCGAAAAAGCCGGCCAAGGUGAGACUGAUAUGGGAUGCCAAAGCCAGAGCUGGAGGAGUAUCGUUCAAUGACAUGCUGCUUAAAGGUCCAGACCUUCUAGUGGCACUGAUGUCAGUUCUACUACGCUUCAGACAGAGGAACAUUGCCAUUGUUGGCGAUAUAAAGGAGAUGUUUCAUCAGAUCCGCAUCCGUGAUGAGGACAGACAGUCACAACGUUUCCUGUUCAGACCACUUCCAGAAUCGCCACCGCAGAUCUAUGUGAUGGACGUUGCCACCUUCGGGGCUACAUGUUCUCCCAGCUUGGCGCAGUUUGUGAAGAAUGAAAAUGCGAAACAGUUUGCCAAAACUUCUCCCAGGGCUGCUAAAGCAGUGACAGACAACCACUACGUGGACGAUUUUCUGGACAGUGUGGAUACGGAAGAAGAAGCUGUGACACUGAUCAACGAGGUAAAAUACAUCCACUCCCAGGCAGGAUUUGAAAUUCGCAAUUUCUGCUCCAACUCAACUGAAGUUCUUGAGAGAAUUGGCGAACGCGGUGCACCACAGGAAGUUUCAAUGAAUCUGGAUAAGUCUUCAGAGUCCGAACGUGUACUGGGUCUAGUCUGGAAACCCGCCGAGGACAUUUUCACCUUCGAUUUGAGCAGUAUCAACGAAGAGAUCAGAACGCUGGUUACUAGUUCGACGAUGCCCACCAAACGUCAAGUUCUGCGUACUGUAAUGUCCUUGUUUGAUCCGCUGGGAUUGAUUUCCCACUUUGUCGUACACGGAAAAAUUCUCAUGCAGCAGAUUUGGAGAUCCGGUACGGAUUGGGAUGAAGCGAUUCCAGAGGAGCUACAGGAAAGGUGGAUUAGUUGGUGUCAGUACAUGCAGCGGCUGGAGGAAGUAGCAGUGCCGCGCUGUUUCUUCAGAGGUGUCGAUCCUUCCACAAUCGAAAAUGUGGAAGCUCAUUUGUUCGUUGAUGCGAGUGAAGUUGCUUGUGCAGCAGUCCUCUAUCUUCGUAUUGUCGAUAACGGAGAAACCCGAUGUGCGCUUGUUGCAGCCAAAACGAAGGUUGCUCCCUUAAAACCACUUUCUGUGCCUCGUCUUGAGCUCCAAUCAGCGAUGAUAGGAACAAGGUUGCUAGACUCGGUCCUGACUUCGCUGGACAUCCAGAUCACUAAGCGCUAUCUUUGGUCUGAUUCAUCUACUGUACUGUGUUGGUUACGAUCCGAUAGCCGACGUUAUCAUCAGUUUGUGGCAUUUCGUGUGGGAGAGAUUCUCACGACAACCAGCGUUGAUGAGUGGCAUUACGUGCCUUCCAGACUGAACGCGGCGGAUGCGGCUACUAAGUGGAAGGACGGACCAAGUUUUGACCCGGAGAAUCCAUGGUAUAAAGCACCAGAGUUCCUAUUCAGACCACCAGAGCAGUGGCCAGUAGAGCCUUCUCGUAAAGUGGAGACAGACAUCGAGCUACGCGCAACUUUCCUGUUUCACAGCACUAUCCUGCAACCGCUCAUCGACGUCUCCAGAUUCUCUAAUUGGAACCGACUACUGAGGACUACAGCUACCGUUCUGCAGGCAGUACGACGAUUCAAAGGGGAAAAGGCGUCCAAACCAAACCGUUUGACACAGAAGGAUUUGUAUGAUGCCGAAAAUCUCCUGUGGCGACAGGUACAAACUGAAACGUAUCCAGACGAGUAUGCUGUUUUACAACGCAACUUAUCGGAACUCGAUUGCCCGGUAUCAAUUCCAAAGUCCAGCCCUCUGUAUCGACUGUCCCCCUUUAUCGACGAAACCGGUGUCAUCAGAAUGAACAGUAGACUCAGCGCAGCCCCAGCGAUUUCUGCAGAUGCGAAGUACCCGAUUCCACUACAGAAGAAGCAUCAUGUAACGUACCUUGUUGUUGACGAUUAUCAUCGACGAUUUCUACAUGGAAAUGGAGAGACAGUUUGCAACGAGAUACGUCAGCGGUUUUGGAUACCAAGUUUGCGAAACUUAGUCCGUCAGGUGUCGAGGCAGUGUAUGCUGUGUCGCGUCAAGAAAGCUGUCCCACAACCACCUACUAUGGCACCACUACCAGAGGCACGAGUUACUGGAUGCGUUCGUCCAUUUACGCACACCGGAGUGGACUAUUUCGGGCCGAUUCAGGUCAAACGCGGACGCAGUUUGGAGAAAAGAUGGGUGGCACUGUUCACGUGUCUAGCGAUUCGUGCCGUUCAUGUAGAGUUGGUGCACAGUCUGUCUACCCAAUCGUGCAUAAUGGCAAUAAGGCGUUUCGUAUCUCGGCGCGGUUCUCCCGAUGUCUUCUACAGCGACAACGGAACAAACUUUGUGGGAGCCAGCAACCUUUUGUCGAAGCAGAUCCAGGAUAUCCACGAAGACUGUGCGACGACUUUCACCAAUUCAGCAACCAGAUGGGAUUUCAACCCGCCCUCGGCUCCGCAUAUGGGCGGAUCGUGGGAGCGCAUGGUGCGCUCAGUAAAGACAGCAAUGACAGCGAUAGCAGAUCACCCACAUUCUCCAAGCGACGAAGUUCUACAGACAGUCAUCAUAGAAGCAGAGUCGGUUGUCAACUCCAGGCCAUUGACCUACAUUCCACUGGAGUCUUCAGAACAGGAGGCCUUAACGCCGAACCACUUUCUUCUUUACGGAACCAAGGGUGUCAAUCAACCAGCCAGUUCGUUGAAUACUGUCGGAAGCAGUUUACGUGACAGUUGGCGUUUGGCGCAGUUCUUGGUAGAUCAGUUUUGGCGUCGAUGGAUUCGUGAAUACUUGCCAACCAUCGCGAGACGUACUAAGUGGUUCGAGUCAGUCAAGCCGUUAGAACCAGGGGAUCUUGUACUUGUCAUAGAUGAGGGUAAGCGGAACGGUUGGUUACGAGGUCGGAUUGUGGAUGUGACUACGGCAGCAGAUGGACAAGUUCGGCGUGCAGUUGUGCAAACAAAGAACGGUUUAGUAAGUCGGCCCGCAGUCAAGCUGGCGCUUCUGGACCUUCGGACAUCUGGACGGUCCGGAACUACACGGGCGGGGGUAUGUUGCGAAACCACUGGGCAUAUUCGCUCGGCAGCUGAGUGAGUUCAGUACCACCACAGAUGACAGCCGUAUCAGCAUAGACGUCAGGCCAGCAGACAGCGUGGUGAAGUGUCAUAUGCAGCAUAAACCGAGAAAAAUCGACAAGAACUAUAGACCUGCUUUGCAUGUGAAGUUAACACUAAGUGAAUUUCGUUAAUUUAUGGAUGUAACUACUGAAUGAAUUUAUUAUAAUAACUAUUCGUAAACAGCCGUGAGAGUCAGAAACCAAACUGAAUUGUAAAACCUAGCUAAAACUAUUAGUACGGUUAUAAGUAGUACGGCAGUUAGUUUACUCUUAAUCAGUAGUCCACGCAAAUACCAGUUACAUGCAAGACAGUACGUGCAAACACAUAAGAAAUCA